AUGCAUGAACAAACCAAUGAUUCUGACAGAAUUAGGAUGACAAUGGAAAUUACCGAUGGUAAUGAUCGUAGUACGAAGCCGCAUCCUUUGCCACAUUACAAAAUUUGUCCAUUAUUAACGUCAAUAAAUGAAUUCGCUGAUUCGAUAAAAAAAUUAUAUCAAUACGACAAGUUAAUACGAGAGAAUAAAAAAACUGGCAAUACUCAAGAAGUUGAACCUCCUAUCUUCGAUAUGAGCUUCGAUUUCGAAGAUGUGCCUCCGGCAACCGUCAAUAAGCGGCAUAAUGAAAAGAAGGAUAACGAAAAUAAGAGGGAAGUCAAAAGUAGAUCAUCCAUUCGCAAAACCAAACCAGUUAAAAAGAUUCCAACUAAAGUUCAGGUCGAGCCAAAGUUGUCGAAAGGUUCUAAAAGGAUCAAGAAUAAUUUACGUAUCGAAAUGUUGGGUUUUGACCAAAAACCUAAUUACUCUAUUCGUUCUAAUUCUAUCAAGCGGAGAAAAGCAAGCGAAUGA
This is a messenger RNA of Funneliformis mosseae, 510 nucleotides long. The record is from the annotation of a GenBank genome assembly. Lineage: Eukaryota; Fungi; Glomeromycota; Glomeromycetes; Glomerales; Glomeraceae.